Oppiella nova is the source of this 297-nucleotide messenger RNA. NCBI's taxonomy places the organism in Eukaryota, Metazoa, Arthropoda, Arachnida, Sarcoptiformes, Oppiidae. The record is from the annotation of a GenBank genome assembly.
AUGGAUCAGUUCAAACAACACACAUGUUAUGCAACCAUUGGCAAGGAUGACGACAAUCCCGAAAUGGUGUCUUUGGGUGAGGGCUGCUAUUUCCCCGGCACUGUCGUCCACGAACUCAUGCAUACCGUCGGUUUCUACCAUGAACAAAAUCGUUCGGAUCGCGAUGACUAUCUAUCAAUUAAUUGGCAAAAUAUCGACGCCUCGUAUAGCGAAGAGUUCAAGAAAUUAAGACCGGAUGAGAACCAAAUACUGACACCAUUUGACUACAACUCUGUGAUGCUUUACGGACCCCUUUCC